CCUCUGAGCGCAGCACAGAGCUACAAUUAGGCACCAGUGACUGGUUUCACUCGUUUUUCACUGCACCGCUCCACCGUGCCCAGGAUGUGGGUUCAUCUGUUAUACCAUGGCGCGUGUGCGGUGAAUUAAUGGAAGUAGUGCUGAGCUGGAGACACUUUGCCUUGGACUCUUUGGACUUUCUAGACACGUGCAGAGGGUAUGGGUGCCGGACAGUAAACUGCAGAACCUGAGUGGUGAAGAUGCAGCACACCUCAUGUACAGAGGACAGGAUCCAGCAUGCUCUGGACAGAUGUCUGGACGGGCUGAAACAGAGCCCCACAGCAGCACAACACUGGAAUGCAGGUCACUCAAUGAACCGCUGGAGCCUGGAGGAGCUGGUGAAAAGAAACCCUGAGAACUUCCUCAUCCUCUUACAACAGAUCAUCAUAAAGACCAAAGAGGUUCAGGAGCAGUGUCAGUAUGAGCUGGUGGUUCCUCUCGCCAUCAUGUUCUCCUCCACCCUGCUUCAGACACCAUACUGUCCUCCAGACACAGAGAUGUUGGAGGAAGCUAUUGAGGUGUUUCAUUGCUUCCUUACCUGGCCUGAGCCAUACUGCAGUGUGUGUAGAAACCUCCUCUCCACACUACAGCUGGAGAUCAAGGCUCCGGGGAUUUCCUUUCAGAGACUGGUGAGAGAAGAGCAAGGCCUUAACACCUCCAGCCAGUGCUCCAAGACCAUGACAGUGCUGCUAAUGAAUCCCGAUGAGGUGCCCGCUGACUUUCUCUCAGUGGCUGAGCAGCUCAGUCGCAUUCAGCACUCACAGAAAGAGACCUACAUCAUCCUGAUCAAACAUGCCUUCCAGUCCACAUUAGGCACCAAGUACCCUCUGCACAGCAUCCACAGAGCCUUGCAGGGGAAAACUGUGAAUGACCUGGGAGUGAUCUUCUCUAAGUUAAGUGAUAUGUUAGAGGAGGCGGCUGCCAUACAUGACCCUCUGAAGGGGCGUAGUCAUGUGAUCCAGGGACUGGAGAAACUGAGGGAGAGGCUGAGAAUCCAAGCAUCCAAUGGAAGGAAGUCUGAUGGAAUGCUGCAGACAUUGCCCCUGCCAACAGCCAAGUGUUACAUGUUUCACUGGGAAAAAGAUAACUUUGAUGUUCUGAACACCCUUUUGGAGAACGACCCUGAUGAUCUCAUCACUAAUGAGCAGGUUGAGGAAGAAGAAGAGGUUUACAUUGAUGAUGACGAGGAGGAUGCAACAGAGAUUGAUAUAGAAAAAGAUGAGAAAGAAGACAAAGAAGAGGAGGAACGUGGAAUAGAAGUGCCUUUGAUGUCAAUCAUCCCUAAUGGCUACAACCCAGACCAUCGUGUGUCCACCUUUUCCACCAUCUCCACCCUGUCUACUGCCUCCAAAGACUCUAUGUUCUCCACCUUGUCUAUAGCCUCAGAGUCCUACGCACCAUCCCUCUUUUCUGUCACUUCUGGAAUUGACAGUGACUACUUUGAAGAUUCUGAUGACUAUAUGUGCUCCUCUCCUGUUACUGAAAAAUGUUUGCCCAAGUCUACCAAAGCUUCAGCUCGGCUUAGCCAGCAAUUUUCUCGGCUCUUCAUAAAACCCAGGAGCACUCGUUCACUGUCCCGAGCCAAAAGCUUAGGAAACACAGAAUCAAAAGACCUUUUACUGGUACGAGAGAAGCGCUCCAAUUCUCUCCCCCAACAAGUCAAGUUACGUAGUCCUGAGCCCCUGUUACAGACACACAGUCAAACUCUUAGACAUGUCUGCUUCAGAAGGAGGCCUAUCCUCAGCAGUGAUGAGGACAGUAAAAAUAUGACGCUGAGGGUGGUUGUGUUUGGCGCUGAUCAUGUAGCGGGGAAGGUGGCCCGAGCCUACAAUAGCCUGAGGAAGAAGGAGAGUGUGUGUCCACGUCUCAGCAGGGCCUUCAAGCUUCAGUUCUACUUUGUGCCUGUAAAGAGGGACUCAGCAGGACUACAGAGGUGUCGGAGGUCUUCCACUCCUGUGAUUCAAGCUGUAAUCCCCAAAGGAGCGGCUGUGUCUAAUCAGGAUUUUCAAGUCACGGGCACAGAGGACAGUACUAAUGACAUCGCCCAUCUUCUCGGCAUGUUGGACCCUUGGUACGAAAAGAACACCCUCAGCCUGCUUAACCUGCCUACCAGCGUCGUCUGCCAGCAAACCUCAAAGACAGAGUCAGACUCAUAUGAUAGUUCAUAUGAACAGCGUCUACCUAUCCUGGCCGACCUGGUCCUGUACUAUUGCCGCUAUGCUGCCCGACCAGCUCUGAUCCAGCUCUACCAGGCAGAGCUGACAUUAGCUGGUGGAGAGAGGAGGACUGAGGUGUUUGUCCACUCCCUGGAGUUGGGUCACAUUGCAGGAACACGAGCCAUCAAGGCCAUGGGUGCUGCCAGUAAGCGGUUUGGUAUUGAUGGUGACCGAGAAGCAGUGCCUCUGGUUUUGGAGUUGGUCUACAACAAGGUGGUGAUUAGUGGUAGAAGCCAGUGGAAAAGGGAAACAAAAGUGUGUACUUCAGUAAACUUGACCAAAGCAUGCAAGAACCCUGAGGAACUAGACUCAAAGAUGGAGUGUCUGCAGCUCACAGUGACUGAGGUUCUGAAAAGACAGAAUGGCAAAAGCAAGAAGGGCUAUAACCAGCAGCUGAAUGUAACCGAGGUGAAGGUGGACAAGGUGCAGGUCAGCGGUACUGGAAAUACAACCUUUGCUGUGUGUCUGGACCAGGAUGAGAAGAAGAUACUACAGAGCGUCACCAGGUGUGAAAUAUCAGUGUGCUAUAAACCUGACAGCUCCACUGACUGGAGGUUCAGAAAAUCCCGGACCUCAGCCCAAAUCCAGCCACUCCACCCCACCUUCUGCUCUCUCCUCUGCCUGCCCAUCGUCACUUUCAGUGGGGCACUUCCUUGAGACUGCUGACCAUUGGUUUGGUUGAAAUGAAAGAGUUUGCGCAGUGCGCUUUAAAAAACACAAACACUGACUGCAGAGGAUAAGUGCACAAGGACGUACAUGUUUAUCAUUUCUCCCUGGAGUCUUGAAGCAGUUGUGGUCAAGUGCACAUGGGGGCGUCCACAAAUGGCACUGGGAUGCAAUUUUUGAAAACAGUUGUUGGUUGGCCUGUGAUUCAACAAUUCCUGAGAUAUGUGAUUCAACAAUCAAGUAAUGGCUACAGAUACAAUGGUUAUAAUGAGGCUGAUUCCCGCUGUCUCUGUGCAAAGCAGUCAUUUGCUGCUGUUAAGGACAAGUUUCACUCUUCAGGUUUCAGUUCCUCUGUUCCUCUCAGGCAGAGAAGUGACCAUAAACACAGUAACAUUAAAUGCAAUUUGGUCGAACAGGAGGAAUCUACAGUCUCAAGUGAGAAGACAUCCAAACUGAACAACCUAUAUGGACAUAGAAUACCAUGUAAUGGUUCUAUAGGGGCAAUUAUCAGAUUGUGACUAUAUCUGAGAAUGGACACUAUGAAUUUAUACAAUAUGUAAAUAUUAUGUUUGUAAAGUAUUAUAUGGCAUACUGUCACUUCAAUGUUGCACAAUAUGUUUUGUCCGUUAUAAAUGGGCUUUUAAUUAUAAAGUUUCUCCUAAGGAGUUACAAUAAAGCCACUCUUUUAAUAGACCUGACCAUAUCACCAGCAGGGGGCGGUAUUAACAUCUCAUUUUACUUCAGUUGAAGUACAGAUUACUGUAACAAGCCAGAAGUGGUAACACUUGUCCAAUUUUGUAAUUGCUCUAUUGUGUCUUAAUUGCAGUAUAAACCAUAUUUUACCCUAAUAAUUUUUAAUUUCAUCAGGGUCACUAAUGGAAAAUAUUAAUUUGCUAUUAUGGUGCUAAAAUAGGUCUACAUUGUAAUGCACAUUUAGAUAUAUCCCUAAUAUUAAUAAAUCUUACACUCUAAAGGGAUAAUAUAUCCUGAUCAUUUGACUAAGACUGAUGUAGUGGCACUGUAUACCGUUGAUAUUUAUUUUAUGGAACAGAAGAUUCAACAAAUUAGGUACUUUUAUGUUCAGAUACAUACCUGGCACCACUGCCCUCUCCCUAAACGUCUUCUCUGAUGGAAAUACUGCAAAUGCAAUUUUGGUUUUAUUAUUAGCGUUCUCUAUGCAAUCGAUAUGCAAUCAUCAUUAAAGUAUAAUUUCAGUGUCAUCUUGAUUUUUGCCUUUGUUUGAACAUUU
Monopterus albus (swamp eel) is the source of this 4170-nucleotide messenger RNA. RefSeq names its product phosphoinositide-3-kinase, regulatory subunit 5 (gene pik3r5). Bases 240 to 2912 code for a protein of 890 amino acids. Gene Ontology annotation, molecular function: 1-phosphatidylinositol-3-kinase regulator activity. Gene Ontology annotation, biological process: positive regulation of MAP kinase activity; G protein-coupled receptor signaling pathway. The transcript is spliced from 18 exons. Gene Ontology annotation, cellular component: phosphatidylinositol 3-kinase complex, class IB. Lineage: Eukaryota; Metazoa; Chordata; Actinopteri; Synbranchiformes; Synbranchidae. The record is from RefSeq and is a predicted model, not a curated record.